UCUUGACGUAACCACUCAGCAGCGCAGUUAUCGUUCACUAUAUCUCACUCAAAGUGCAGUAGCGUAAUAUUGUUGCAAACAAAUUUUAAAAAAAUUAAAAUGUUUGAGCCAACUGACAAAGAAGAAAUAAAAAAAUGGGUAGAAGAAAAUAUCAUAGACAAAGUUGUACUGAAGCUAAAUAAAAAAUCGUCUAAUGUGUCCUUAAAAAUUUCAUUUCCGGAAAAAAAUUUUUUGUUGUCAAGCAUAAUAUUUGCUGAACUAAAGUUCAGUAAUAAUUUAAAUCCAUCUGAAAAUGAAGAGGACACUGUUAAUUUAGUGAUUAAAAGACCAUCACUUUUGGAACUGUCCAAUAAUAUUUUACAUUUGGACGCUUUAUUUCACAACGAAAUUUUGUUUUAUGAAAAGUUUUUAAAAAACGAAUUCAUCAACAAAAAUGAGUUUCCACGUUGCUUUUACACAGCUGAAGAUAAAAGUGAUUUUGCACGUACAGUCAUUGUUAUGGAACACAUCGAAUACAUGGGUUACGAAGUGUAUUCUAAAAGUAGUGACGUGCCUUUUGAAUAUAUUAUAUCAGCAAUGCAAGCAAUCGGUCGUUUUCAUGCAAUGGGUUAUGUAAUGAAAAUUAAUAAACCAUCAGAUUUUAUGGAAAUAGUUAAUGAUCUUAAGGAGUACCGUUUUUUUCCUGAAGAAAUGUUCGGUAAGUUUAUAAAUUUGGUUUCAGUAAGACCUGUUGAGUGGUUGAAAAAAAAAAAUUAUGACCCUAUUUUUAUCGAUAAAAUGGAAAAAUUUCUUACCAAUGCAUUCGAGAAUGUAAUGUUUGAUGCCGUUAAACCAAUAGAACCACUGGCAGUGCUUUGUCACGGUGAUUUUACAAAAAACAAUAUUUUUUUUCGUAAUACAAAUCGUGGUUUAGAAAGUAUGUUAAUUGAUUUCGCAAUGUUACGUUAUUCACCACCAAGUAUCGAUAUUUCAACUUUUUUGUACUUGCAUUGUUCGAGGGAAGACAGAAACAAAAGAUUCACAGAUAUAUUCAAGGCAUACCAUGAUGCGAUAAUUAAUUACUUGCAAGAAAAUGGAAUUAAAAGUCUGGAAAACUAUUCGUAUAUAAAUUUUUUGAACGAUUAUAAACGUCAUGCGAUGUUUGGUUACAUUAUUGCAAUAUUUUUCUUACCGGUAAUACGAGGAUCGUCAUCUUUGUCAGCGGAAGAAGCUAAAAAUUUCGAUGCCGAAAAAAUGUCUCAAACGAUUAAAGAAGUGGGUGGUGAUGUUUUCUCUGAAGAAUUGGCAAAUGUUUUGUUAGAUAUACGAGAAUGUGGUUAUUUAGACCACGUACUGAAAGUUUAGGAUGAAAAAUGUUGUCAUUUUAUAAACUUCAUUCAUUUUAUUUGUUUUUUGGAAAAUGAUCGAUUGAUGCAUAGUUUUUUUUUUGUGAAUUUUCGCGUCACGUCGAUUAUUGGUGACAGACGCAGCUAACGGAGCAGAAAAGGAGAGAUGGUUGCUAUUUACGUGACUACGUUAAGUUACAUAACGAUUUAUAAAGAUGUAUAUAUAUAUA
This is a messenger RNA of Microplitis mediator, 1555 nucleotides long. RefSeq lists its product as uncharacterized. Bases 100 to 1344 code for a protein of 414 amino acids. The record is from RefSeq and is a predicted model, not a curated record. NCBI's taxonomy places the organism in Eukaryota, Metazoa, Arthropoda, Insecta, Hymenoptera, Braconidae. The transcript has a single exon.